CAUUCCAAACCCUCCUGGCUCCUGACCUUUUGCGCCGCCGCCCCUCUCAGCACGUGCAGGAGGUGCGAAGCCGGUGCCCCGCCCCUGGACCCUCGGACUAUUUGGGCCGAAGCUGGCGCACCACAGUCGCCACAACACCAGCCUCGCACCAGGCCAACCCCACAGGACCACAGCAACGAUCGACGCCGAUCAACGGCCCUCCCCUCGAGAGGCAGCCACCCCGCCAUCGCUUCUGGCGCCAAAGAGCCUUCGCGGGCCCCAAGGAGGUCAAAGGCCAGCAACUUCCGGGCAAAGAUUCCCAAGAGAAUGACGACUCGCAGAUUUCUGUGUUUGGCGCUGGUCCUUCUGGCGCUGGCUUUUGCCUUCGGGGGGGAGGACGGGGAUGCUGACGCGCGCCCCAAGGCGUGCUACUGGAAGGCGCCGGAGGAGGGCGUGGAGGGGGCCCAGGGGGCUCAAGGUGCCCACUUAGCAAUCCAAUUCACGAUCACCAAAGAGCAAUGCCGUCACAACUUCAUCUUUGUGGCAAACGUGCUUGAUCCGCUGGUCUACCUGCACCAGUGCACUGGGGUGCUGGUAGACAAGGGACUUGUUGCUGUGCCGGCAUCCUGCGUCCAUGGCAAGACCCAGAAGGACAUCCCCCUUGUCAGGACGAACAGCUAUGACGUGAACGAUCCUGAUGAGCUGCGGCCAGAUUUUGAUCCUGAAAAAUCAGGGUUUAGCCAUCCUGAAGGUACCUCUCCGAAGAUCGAAAAGCUGAAUUCAGACAGGAGUGAUCCGGUGGCGAGGGUGUGCAAGGUCAUUGUGCACGACAAGUUCAAUGGUGAUGUGGGCAACGGAAACAAUAUCGCACUGCUGCAGCUCAACUCCACCGAGCUGCCAGCAGCACAGGCGAUUAGUGAGUGGACGUCUGCGGACAAGUGCCCACAAGAAGAUCUGAGUGCCAUUGGGUGGUUUGCCAGCAUGUCUAUGGGGGUUGUGGGGCCAAAGCUAGGGGCCAUCGUAAACAUGACAUACGUGAACGACACAGAGUGCGGACGGGUCCUCGGCAAGAUUCCUGAGGGGGCGAUAUGUGUGGAGCCUGACAUCACUGCGCAAUACAUGUGGGAUUUGGGGGCGCUGCUCCUUUGCAACGACAAGAAGCUCUUGGGCUUUGCCACGCACACCAUUGCCACGCACAACAUUCCCCGGCAGGUCCGCGCACCCUACGCCUUCACCCACGUGUCCCACUACCGGGACUGGAUCGCCAGCAGGGGCAAGGACGCCAGCAAGGUCUUGCUGAACCCCCACGAGGACUGCAAAGAAGCACUGACUCCGGAGGAGUGGACGAGCGUGGAGCAGUCCAAGACGACCGACGAAGGGGGGGCCUCAGGGAGGUGUGAGCAGAACGACGAGGGCGAUGCCGACGGGCGGUGCGACAAGGCGGACGAGGAGAAGACGCCGGAGCGCUGCGAAUCGUGA
This is a messenger RNA of Ostreobium quekettii, 1458 nucleotides long. Lineage: Eukaryota; Viridiplantae; Chlorophyta; Ulvophyceae; Bryopsidales; Ostreobiaceae. The record is from the annotation of a GenBank genome assembly.